This is a messenger RNA of Malaya genurostris, 1407 nucleotides long. RefSeq names its product ferrochelatase, mitochondrial (gene FeCH). Lineage: Eukaryota; Metazoa; Arthropoda; Insecta; Diptera; Culicidae. Gene Ontology annotation, biological process: heme biosynthetic process. The coding region runs from base 277 to 1335 and encodes 352 amino acids. Gene Ontology annotation, molecular function: protoporphyrin ferrochelatase activity. The record is from RefSeq and is a predicted model, not a curated record. The transcript is spliced from 3 exons.
CGACAUUCACAGUUACAUGAGAGCUUUCAACAGUGUUUACUUUUGUGUGUUCCUUGUUAGCUGGAUAACUAAUUUCAAUUUAGUCCUUAUUCAAUUGUCGAUCAAAACAACACAUCACUUCCACCAAUACUCGGAAUGCUGAGAUAUAGAUUUCUAUCGAAAGUUGUUCUGGCGGGUUCGUGUAACUACUCUAAAAACAUACCGGUUUAUUGACGUACAUCUCCUCAUUUGCGAUGUUUUGGCACGCAAACGGUCAAGCCUCGUACAGCGAUUGUCAUGCUCAAUAUGGGUGGACCUCAGAAUACAGAUCAGGUUCACGAUUAUUUGCAUAGGAUUAUGACUGACCGAGAUAUGAUACAGUUACCCGUACAAAGCAAGUUGGGUCCCUGGAUAGCAAAACGUCGCACCCCGGAAGUGCAGAAAAAAUAUUCGGAAAUUGGUGGUGGAUCCCCCAUCCUUAAGUGGACCAACUUGCAAGGAGAGCUGUUAUGUCAGCAGUUGGAUAAGGCUUCUCCAGAAACUGCACCGCAUAAACAUUACGUGGCCUUCCGUUAUGUCACACCACUGACAGAGGACGCCUUGCAGCAGGUUGAAAGGGAUCAACCCGAAAGGGUAGUACUUUUUUCUCAAUAUCCGCAAUAUAGUUGUGCCACAUCCGGAUCUAGCUUCAACGCUAUCUUCUCGCACUAUAAAAAUAACAAGAAUGGUUUAUCUAAAGCCAAAUGGAGUAUUAUUGAUCGCUGGGGAACACAUCCCCUGCUAGCAAAAACGUUUGCCGACAACAUUCGAACGGAGCUCAAUAAAUUUCCCAAGGAAAAGCAGAAAGACGUGAUUUUGCUUUUUUCUGCACACUCUCUACCACUUAAAGCAGUCAAUCGUGGUGAUGCAUACCCUUCAGAGGUUGGAGCUACUGUUCAGAAUGUGAUGGAUGAGCUCAAGUAUUGUAAUCCGUACUGUUUGGUGUGGCAAUCGAAGGUAGGCCCGCUGCCAUGGUUGGAACCGUUCACCGAAAAUGCGAUCAAAGGUUACGUGAAGCAAGGUAAGAAGAAUUUCAUUCUAAUUCCGAUCGCCUUUGUCAACGAACAUAUUGAAACGUUACACGAAUUGGACAUUGAGUACUGCACGGAAUUGGCACACGAGGUUGGAGCCGAGAAGAUUGGCCGCGCGGCAGCUCCAAAUGAUCAUCCACUGUUCAUUGACGCUCUGACUGACAUCGUGCAUAGCCAUUUGCGACACGGAAGCACCGUAAAUCCAAAGUUUCUACUUCGGUGUCCUGCUUGUGUGAAUGCAAAGUGUUCAACGAGCAAAGAGUGGUUUCGGGAAAUUUGUAACUAGUGAUAUUUCGGAGGUAAUGGCUUCCAUUUAGCGGAACACGGUUUCGGAAAGAGAGAGUUAUUUGUUUAGAAA